CUUAUAAAUGCUUGUAUGGGUAUCGUGACCUCGCUCGGCACGCUGAUGCUAUUCGGGAUGCCCUACAGUGAGAUUGUGGCCGUGAUGCCAUUCUUGGUAGUCGCUGUCGGUAUCGACAAUAUGUUCCUGAUGAUCGCUGCAAUUCGACGUACCUCCCGAUGUUUGCCGGUCGCUGAACGAAUGGCCAUGCAGUCAGUUGCCCGCUAG
Molecule: messenger RNA, 207 nt
Organism: Ostertagia ostertagi
Lineage: Eukaryota; Metazoa; Nematoda; Chromadorea; Rhabditida; Trichostrongylidae
Source: the annotation of a GenBank genome assembly